AUGGUUGAGGUUGUCAGAGCGGCUUCUUCCUCCAGCAUGAGGUUCGUUGCCUCUGCUCCUGCGAAGGUCAUCAUGUUUGGGGAGCAUUCUGUUGUCUAUGGGCAUAUGGCUAUUGCCUCAGCAAUAGAUCUCAGAACAUAUUUUGAUGUAUCCGUCAAGUCAUGUGACUAUCCUGAUAACGACUUUAUUUUUUUGGAGUUUGAGGGUAUUUGGCCAAAUGGUAUCAAGGUGAACAGGAUACAUUUACAAAAUGGCUGUGAAUCUUCGGAUGAGGAAAUUCUACUCGCUGCAAAUAAUUGUACACAAAAAUGUCUUUCCGAUAAUAAUAUUAAUUCCCCGAGUACUCUGCUUACAGUGGCUUUGUGUAUGUGCAUUGUAAUCUUUAUAAAAGCGUCCAGCAAAAGUGUUAAUGGAUCGGUUCCCCCCCUACACAACCGUAAUUUUUUUGUAUCCAUCAAAGUGUCUUCCGAGGUUCCAAUCGCCUCCGGUCUGGGAUCAUCUGCUUCUUUUUCUGUUGCGGGUGUGGUAGCUUGUCUUACUCUGAACGGAUUUAUUGAUCCUUAUUCAUGGACACCUUCCGAACAGGAGUUUGUUCAAAUUGCAAAAUUGGCGAACCUUGCUGAAAUGGUUGCUCAUGGCAAACCUUCAGGUCUUGAUGCCUCUAUAUGCACUCGGGGAGGUGCAAUUACGUUCAAAAUGGGAAGCCCUCCCAUUUGUGAGCCCCUUAUUCAUCCUUUGGAUUCAUCUAGCAAAAUAUUGAUAGUUAAUUCUGGAAUAGAGCGGUCCACUAAAGAUGCUGUUGAAUUCGUUCUUGACAAAUACAGACAAGAUCAUGAAGGCAUUGAAAGGAUAUUCUCAGAUAUCGACACAAUUGCACAUUCCGCCUGUAGAAUAAUGUCGGAACUAGAUUUCAAAACCAGCAACCAGUUUACGAAGGAGCUUAUGGAUCUUGUUAGUAAUGGUCACGAUCUCCUCAAACAGUUAGGUGUUUCGCACCCUACGCUAGAUCAUAUUGUCAGGAUCGCCUCUGAAUUUAAUGUAUCAGCUAAACUUACAGGUGCUGGCUGGGGUGGCUGUGUAUUCGGCUUAUUUCAAGAG
Molecule: messenger RNA, 1098 nt
Organism: Protopolystoma xenopodis
Lineage: Eukaryota; Metazoa; Platyhelminthes; Monogenea; Polystomatidea; Polystomatidae
Source: the annotation of a GenBank genome assembly